CAUCCGCAAUCCCGGCCCUUAAUUUCUCCCUCCCUAAUCAGGCUGCCCUUAUCGCUCCCGAUUCCACUCGCCGUCAACAGCACACACUUCCUGGAGCUCUUUCACCUCGCAUGCACCACGCCCAGAUCCCCUUCUCCCUCAACCUCGCACGCACAUGCCUCCUCUUCCCCUCGUCGUCGAGCAGCACAUCCACUUCACCGGCCAGUUCUGUCCCUUCUACCGGACUGGAGAGCGCCCCCUCCGUACGGGGCGCGGUGCCCAUGUCCAACCAGGUGGCCACUGGUGUGGCUGCCUAAUCAUGCGGCCCCAAGGAUCACUAGAUACGGGGAGGAUCGGAAACAAAUCAGUGCAUCCCCUUUGGCUGGUUUUUUCUGAUGAGUUCGUUGCGUCCAACAUCCAUGCAGAUACAAGUUUGAGAUUGGAUGAGGUGAACAACAACGGAAGAACAUGCCUUGCCAAGAGUGAGCAUAAUCAACAUAUUUUGCUUUGGCUUGGCAAAGAAUCUGCACGUGCAUCGCAUCCAUCCCAGCGGGUACAAGAAAGCCGAGGCGAAGGUAGUGCAAUCAUCUCACUGGCAUGUUGGCUUCUCCUCUAGCGCCGUUGCGUGCAUGGUGCUCUUAAUCAACACUCUGCACAUCCUACUCCUGCUAGACUCGUUGCGCUCCUCCUCGGAGAUUCCCUUGUUCAAGUCGGCACCCGCUUAGUCGAUGUGACUAGUUCUUCGAAUGUCGUGCUUCAUUGUUACAGAUGUAAUGCUUCUCCUGGUCUUUGUAUUAAGUUUCAUACUGCCUAUGCAUGUGUUCCAUUUGAUUGAAUACAAUAUAUGUGCUUCUCUGUCUUA
Messenger RNA from Hordeum vulgare subsp. vulgare (domesticated barley), 841 nucleotides. RefSeq lists its product as uncharacterized. Bases 155 to 595 code for a protein of 146 amino acids. NCBI's taxonomy places the organism in Eukaryota, Viridiplantae, Streptophyta, Magnoliopsida, Poales, Poaceae. The transcript has 2 exons. The record is from RefSeq and is a predicted model, not a curated record.